UGGUCGUUUUGUCGCCACUAAACUUGAUUCCAACUUUUCGAAUCGAUUUAUGUUUCAUUUUCAUUUUGUAAUUUAUAUAGUGUGGUAAAAUUUUAGUAUACUUGUAAUUUAUAUAUUUUCUUAACCCAUUAAAGGAUGAGAUGAAUUUAAAUAAAUAAGUCAAAUAUGACGGAACGUGCAAUAGCGUCAAGACCUAGCCUAGAGCAAGUAAUGGCUAUUGUAGACUUCAUGAAACAACACCCAGCAUUAGGUUUGGGUCAACUCAGGGGAAUUGAAGGAAGAGAAGAAAGUAAAAAGCUUUGGAUGAAACUGACACGAAUUGUAAACAAUAUCAAUGGACCUACUAGACCCAUGAAGUCUUGGAUAAAGUAUUGGGCUGAUAAAAAAUCAACAGUAAGAUCAAAAGUUGUAUCAAGUGGUAAUGAUUCUAAUAUUUUAUCAUCUAAUAUUGACAAGCGAAUAUGGGAUCUAUUUCUAGCAAAUGAUGAUGGAAACAAAUCCCGUAAUUCAGUAAAAGUUGAAAACAGCUUUUUGGAGAGCAACAAUACAUAUAAUGAAAAUAGCUUAGAAGAUAAUGCCGCUGAUGAAGAUAUACAUCUCAGUGAAACAAAUGAACCCGUGGAUGUUGAGGAACGACACCUAAAUUUGAUGGAGAAACUUGUCAAAGUGAUGACUGAACAGGCAAAUGCAAUGUUGCAACUAGCUCAGGCAUCACAGGCCUCCUCUGAAGCUAUGGAGAAGAUGGCUGAAGCUUCAAAUAUUCAGUCUCGCGCUAUAGAGCGUCUGGCAGGCACAUUUGAGACAAUUGGUUCCACCGCACACGACAUCACCGGCGCGCUCGUUGAUAUCGAUGCUACUAUGAAGAGGUUUUACACCACUGCACCUACUUAGCAAUACGCUAUGUGAAUAGAUAUGAGAUUCAGUCUAGUCUAUACAUUUGUCACAGACCUGAUUAUUUAUUAUAGUCUAUAGAUGACAGCUGUCAAAUUGUGUACAUUAAGAUGCGAUGCAUUCCAGGGUUUUAGUGUCUGUCGGAAUAGACGUGUUUAUUUAUUAUAGUGUAUCGCGGACUGCUGUCAAUUUGUAUACAAUUAGAUCUGUGUGUAUUAAAUGUCAACGAACAGAUGUGAUGUUUUCCAGGGUUCUAGUGUCUGUCGGAAUAGACGUGUUUAUUUAUUAUAGUGUAUCGCUGACAGCUGUCAAAUUGUAUACAAUUAGAUCUGUGUGUAUUAAAUGUCAGCGAACAGAUGCGAUGUAUUCCAGGGUUUUAGUGUCUGUCGGAAUAGACGUGUUUAUUUAUUAUAGUGUAUCGCUGACAGCUGUCAAUUUGUAUACAAUUAGAUCUGUGUGUAUUAAAUGUCAACGAACAGAUGCGAUGUAUUCCAGGGUUCCAGUGUCUGUCGGAAUAGACGUGUUUAUUUACUAUAGUGUAUCGCUGACAGCUGUCAAUUUGUAUACAAUUAGAUCUGGGUGUAUUAAAUGUUAACCAACAGAUGCGAUGUAUUCCAGGGUUCUAGUGUCUGUCGGAAUAGACGUGUUUAUUUACUAUAGUGUAUCGCUGACAGCUGUCAAUUUGUAUACAAUUAGAUCUGGGUGUAUUAAAUGUUAACCAACAGAUGCGAUGUAUUCCAGGGUUCUAGUGUCUGUCGGAAUAGACGUGUUUAUUUACUAUAGUGUAUCGCUGACAGCUGUCAAUUUGUAUACAAUUAGAUCUGGGUGUAUUAAAUGUUAACCAACAGAUGCGAUGUAUUCCAGGGUUCUAGUGUCUGUCGGAAUAGACGUGUUUAUUUACUAUAGUGUAUCGCUGACAGCUGUCAAUUUGUAUACAAUUAGAUCUGGGUGUAUUAAAUGUUAACCAACAGAUGCGAUGUAUUCCAGGGUUUUAGUGUCUGUCGGAAUAGACGUGUUUAUUUACUAUAGUGUAUCGCUGACAGCUGUCAAUUUGUAUACAAUUAGAUCUGGGUGUAUUAAAUGUUAACCAACAGAUGCGAUGUAUUCCAGGGUUCUAGUGUCUGUCGGAAUAGACGUGUUUAUUUACUAUAGUGUAUCGCUGACAGCUGUCAAUUUGUAUACAAUUAGAUCUGGGUGUAUUAAAUGUUAACCAACAGAUGCGAUGUAUUCCAGGGUUCUAGUGUCUGUCGGAAUACACAUGAUCAUGUAUUAUAGUGAAUCGCUGACAGCUGUCAAAUUGUAUACAAUUAGAUCUGUGUGUAUUAAAUGUCAACGAACAGAUGCGAUGUAUUCCAGGGUUUUAGUGUCUGUCGGAAUAGACGUGUUUAUUUACUAUAGUGUAUCGCUGACAGCUGUCAAUUUGUAUACAAUUAGAUCUGGGUGUAUUAAAUGUUAACCAACAGAUGCGAUGUAUUCCAGGGUUCUAGUGUCUGUCGGAAUACACAUGAUCAUGUAUUAUAGUGAAUCGCUGACAGCUGUCAAAUUGUAUACAAUUAGAUCUGUGUGUAUUAAAUGUCAACGAACAGAUGCGAUGUAUUCCAGGGUUUUAGUGUCUGUCGGAAUAGACGUGUUUAUUUACUAUAGUGUAUCGCUGACAGCUGUCAAUUUGUAUACAAUUAGAUCUGGGUGUAUUAAAUGUUAACCAACAGAUGCGAUGUAUUCCAGGGUUCUAGUGUCUGUCGGAAUAGACGUGUUUAUUUACUAUAGUGUAUCGCUGACAGCUGUCAAUUUGUAUACAAUUAGAUCUGGGUGUAUUAAAUGUUAACCAACAGAUGCGAUGUAUUCCAGGGUUCUAGUGUCUGUCGGAAUACACAUGAUCAUGUAUUAUAGUGAUUCGCUGACAGCUGUCAAAUUGUAUACGAAUAGAUCUGUGUGUAUUAAAUGUCAACGAACAGAUGCGAUGUAUUCCAGGGUUUUAGUGUCUGUCGGAAUAGACGUGUUUAUUUACUAUAGUGUAUCGCUGACAGCUGUCAAUUUGUAUACAAUUAGAUCUGGGUGUAUUAAAUGUUAACCAACAGAUGCGAUGUAUUCCAGGGUUCUAGUGUCUGUCGGAAUACACAUGAUCAUGUAUUAUAGUGAUUCGCUGACAGCUGUCAAAUUGUAUACGAAUAGAUCUGUGUGUAUUAAAUGUCAGCGAACAGAUGCGAUGUAUUCCAGGGUUUUAGUGUCUGUCGGAAUAGACGUGUUUAUUUACUAUAGUGUAUCGCUGACAGCUGUCAAUUUGUAUACAAUUAGAUCUGGGUGUAUUAAAUGUUAACCAACAGAUGCGAUGUAUUCCAGGGUUCUAGUGUCUGUCGGAAUACACAUGAUCAUGUAUUAAAUGAAUCGCUGACAGCUGUCAAAUUGUAUACGAAUAGAUCUGUGUGUAUUAAAUGUCAGCGAACAGAUGCGAUGUAUUCCAGGGUUUUAGUGUCUGUCGGAAUAGACGUGUUUAUUUACUAUAGUGUAUCGCUGACAGCUGUCAAUUUGUAUACAAUUAGAUCUGGGUGUAUUAAAUGUUAACCAACAGAUGCGAUGUAUUCCAGGGUUCUAGUGUCUGUCGGAAUACACAUGAUCAUGUAUUAUAGUGAUUCGCUGACAGCUGUCAAAUUGUAUACGAAUAGAUCUGUGUGUAUUAAAUGUCAACGAACAGAUGCGAUGUAUUCCAGGGUUUUAGUGUCUGUCGGAAUAGACGUGUUUAUUUACUAUAGUGUAUCGCUGACAGCUGUCAAUUUGUAUACAGUUAGAUCUGUGUGUAUUAAAUGUCAACGAACAGAUGCGAUGUAUUCCAGGGUUCCAGUGUCUGUCGGAAUAGAUGUGUUUAUUUAUUAUAGUGUAUCGCUGACAGCUGUCACAUUGUAUACAAUUAGAUCUGUGUGUAUUAAAUGUCAGCGAACAGAUGCGAUGUAUUCCAGGGUUUUAGUGUCUGUCGGAAUAGACGUGUUUAUUUACUAUAGUGUAUCGCUGACAGCUGUCAAUUUGUAUACAAUUAGAUCUGGGUGUAUUAAAUGUUAACCAACAGAUGCGAUGUAUUCCAGGGUUCUAGUGUCUGUCGGAAUACACAUGAUCAUGUAUUAUAGUGAAUCGCUGACAGCUGUCAAAUUGUAUACGAAUAGAUCUGUGUGUAUUAAAUGUCAACGAACAGAUGCGAUGUAUUCCAGGGUUUUAGUGUCUGUCGGAAUAGACGUGUUUAUUUACUAUAGUGUAUCGCUGACAGCUGUCAAUUUGUAUACAAUUAGAUCUGGGUGUAUUAAAUGUUAACCAACAGAUGCGAUGUAUUCCAGGGUUCUAGUGUCUGUCGGAAUACACAUGAUCAUGUAUUAUAGUGAAUCGCUGACAGCUGUCAAAUUGUAUACGAAUAGAUCUGUGUGUAUUAAAUGUCAACGAACAGAUGCGAUGUAUUCCAGGGUUUUAGUGUCUGUCGGAAUAGACGUGUUUAUUUACUAUAGUGUAUCGCUGACAGCUGUCAAUUUGUAUACAAUUAGAUCUGGGUGUAUUAAAUGUUAACUAACAGAUGCGAUGUAUUCCAGGGUUCUAGUGUCUGUCGGAAUACACAUGAUCAUGUAUUAUAGUGAAUCGCUGACAGCUGUCAAAUUGUAUACGAAUAGAUCUGUGUGUAUUAAAUGUCAACGAACAGAUGCGAUGUAUUCCAGGGUUUUAGUGUCUGUCGGAAUAGACGUGUUUAUUUACUAUAGUGUAUCGCUGACAGCUGUCAAUUUGUAUACAAUUAGAUCUGGGUGUAUUAAAUGUUAACCAACAGAUGCGAUGUAUUCCAGGGUUCUAGUGUCUGUCGGAAUACACAUGAUCAUGUAUUAUAGUGAAUCGCUGACAGCUGUCAAAUUGUAUACGAAUAGAUCUGUGUGUAUUAAAUGUCAACGAACAGAUGCGAUGUAUUCCAGGGGUCUACUGUAUGUUGGGAUGUAAGAGAGACGGAAUAUGUGAUACUCUGGAUUUAGAUUAUCUAUAUAGAUUUAAUUUGAUCUCAUAUUUUAUUUGAGUUUAAGGAAAAUGAAAAAGCAACUGGCUGAGUUUAUCUAUAUAAACAUCAAUGUUUUACCGAUAAAAUCAGGUCAGGUUUAAUACUGUAGUACCUACUACGUCUUACACUCCCGAUUUGUAUGACACUUUGUGUUAGUAUGCGUGCAUGGCUCUAAAUAGAUAGGUCCCGGUAGGUGCAAGCAUUUAUAUGAUGAAUAUGAAUGUUUGUUUCCGAGUCAUGGAUGUUUAAAUGUAUUUAUGUAUGUAUAUAUGAAUUUAUGUAUGUUUAAGUAAGUAUAUUGUAUUAAAUAUAUCAUUAUCUUGUAACCCAUAACACAGGCUUAACUUGGGGCAAGAUAAUUUGUGUGAAAAGUGUGUCAAUAUUAUAUUACUAUAAAUAGAGGUUCAUUCUGAACUCAAUUUUUUUCGAUGUUUUCAAAGUUGUCAUUGUCAUCUACAUGUUUAAGUGAGCCAAGGUUUUUAUGUUUGUCGUAUAAUUAUGUGUUGCUAACCCAUUAUAAAAAAAUAAGAUGCAAACUUAUAUUCGAUUGUGGUAUAGUUUGAAUAUUACUUUGUUUUUGUAAAUAAACUUGUAACUCACGUGUAAAGUACCAAUUACGUAAAUAUUUUCUUUAAUACUGUAGAGAGAUAAAGAGUAGGAGAGAGAGAGAGAGAGAUAGUGAGAGAGAGAGAGAUAGUGAGAGAGAGAGAGAGAGAGAGAGAGAGAGAGAGUGAGAUAGUGUAUGUGUAUGUGUGUGUUAGAGUGAGAGUCAAAGUCAAACUUUAUUCAAAUAGACUUAAACUAAGCGCUUAAGAAUCGAUAUUAUGAAUAUUUAUUUAAUUAAAAUUAUUAUAAAGAGUUAUUAUUAGGUGGACCACGAGCAUUAUCCCAUAUUACUUUAUCCUCUAUAUAUUCCUUAAACUUAUUAUAGGCUUUUUAAUGACGCGAUUCUUUUUAAUUUCUUUGAAUAGGUAUAAGAAGGAGUUAGACAUGUUAUGUUAUUUGGAAUUUCAUUUAAGUACUGCACACUACGAUGGAAACCUUGAGAGGCUCAAUAUGGUCGGCAAAAUAGAUGGGAAGAGGCCUCGUGGACGCAGUCCAACACGAUGGUCCGAUCAGAUCCGCUCCGCCCUCGACUCUACGGUUCACAAUGCCUUUCACACCGCCAGAGACAGGAAUAGAUGGAGAGCGAUCAUACGUGAGAAAGUGAUACAGAGGGGUGGUCACGACCCUCAGUACUGAUGAUUACGACGCAGGGAGGAGACUGCACACUAAGACAUGCAAAUAAGUUUUGUAUUUUACUUUUCUCCUGAGACCUUGUUAAAAGGAUAUGGAAAUUACGUUAUAAUGCGCAAUAAGUACCUCUAAUAAUAAUAGUAAUAGCCUUUUAUUCAGACAAAAACUAAUCCUAAUACAUGACUCUUAUCUAAAUCCUUAAUUGUCUGUGUGCCUCUGGGCAAAGGCCUCUCGUGUUCUUCUCCAAUCUUCUUUAUUUGUAGUUAGUCUAAUGCAGGUUCUUCUAGCCAUUUUCACUAUUUCAUCUUCCCAUCUGCCCAUCUUCUAAUUUGCCUACUACUAUUUCUCUUGCAACCUCUUUGGUACCAUGUAAUGAUAGUUUUGCUCCAUUUAUCAGGUCCUCUCAUGAGGUGUCCAGCCCAUUUCCAUUUUAGACUCUUUAUAGCAUAAGCAACAUCGGCUAUUCUUGUCUCUCAAAUGUCUAUUGCUUGUCUUUUGUUGAACAUGCUUCUUUCCAUGGCUCGCUGGCAUACCUACAACCUAUUGCGUUGUGCUGCUGUGAGUUCCCAAGGCAGCCAUAGGUAAGAAUCGGCAAUACCUACUAUUGGUAGUACGUCUAAAUAUGGCUAUGUAAAAUUUCACCAAGUAGAGAGGCCAAGGAGAGAAUGUCAGUGAUUACUCUGAAAGCAAAACUUCAACAUCUCAGUGUCGACAAUGAUAAGGGCUACAUACGAAGAUAGGCUAGGUUAGCGUUCGUCGCCUGAUAAUGUAUUUUUUUUAUGGAAUAGGAGGACAAACGAGUAUACGGGUCACCUGGUGUUAAGUAAUCACCGCCGCCUACAUUCUCUUGCAACACCAGAGGAAUCACAAGAGCGUUGCCGGCCUUUAAGGAAGGUGUACGCGCUUUUCUUGAAGGUACCCAUGUCGUAUCGUCCCGGAAACACCGCACAAGGAAGCUCAUUCCACAGCUUUGUAGUACGAGGGAGAAAGCUCCUUGAAAACCGCACUGUGGAGGUGUGCCACACAUCAAGAUGGUGGGGAUGAUAUCCUAAUUUGUGGCGUGUCUUGCGAAGGUGGAAUUCGGCGGCAGGAAUCAGGUUAAACAGCUCUUCGGAACACUCCCCGUGAUAAAUGCGGUAGAAGACACACAAUGAAGCGACGUCUCUACGCAACGCCAAGUGAUCCAGCCGUUCACAGAGCACUGGGUCCCCGACAAUGCGAGCUGCUCUGCGUUACACGCGGUCGAAUGGAUCGAGCUGAUACUGGGGUGCUGUGAUAUGUAUAUAAGGUACACGUAGACAUUGCGUGCAUUAGGUAUGUACAUCUGCCUUGAAACUAAUGCUGUUUAUUUUAUCUCUAUCUCAUUUUAUGUGCCCUGCCAACACUUGAAUCCUGAUAUAUAUUUUUAACUAUAUUAUUCAAAAUUUUACUAGUAUAGACACUCUAUUAAAUUAUUUUUUAUGACAGAAAACCACAACAGUGGUGUAACAUUUUUCGCAAUUUUUCUACUCUAAUUUAUAACUCUGUUAAUUUUAUAAUCAAUUAAUUAAUGCUUGUUACAAAUAAAAACUUUUUUAAUAAUUUAAUUUGCUCCACUCACGGCACAUAUCCUGUAUGUUUGAAAAGACAAUACUCGAUAUAACAGUCAAGAUUAGAACACAAUCAGAAUAUUUCAGUAUGACGAAUGGUAUAUAAUACCUUUUUUGGGUUUAUGUCACCGUUCAGAAAGCUCGUUCAGAAAUUAUUCUUGCCUUAACACCAACUUUUACAAAUACCUUCGGGUAAGUAUUACAAUUAUUGUAAAUAUCUGAAAAUAUCUCAUGCUAUUUUCUCAAAAAAGUAUUUCUAGUCACACAGAAUCAACACGUUUUUCGGCAGAUAUAUUAAAACCGUAGUCUACCUUACUAAUAUAAGAAUAAUAUGUGAAUAGAUAGUUGGUAGAAUAGGUAAAGAUUAUGUAUGAUUUUAUGUAAAUUAUAAAGUAAAAACUAUUG
Leptidea sinapis is the source of this 8139-nucleotide messenger RNA. RefSeq lists its product as uncharacterized. The transcript is spliced from 6 exons. The coding region runs from base 166 to 891 and encodes 241 amino acids. NCBI's taxonomy places the organism in Eukaryota, Metazoa, Arthropoda, Insecta, Lepidoptera, Pieridae. The record is from RefSeq and is a predicted model, not a curated record.